AAAAUGGUUACAGAAUUUUAUGAAAAUAGUGAAAUUUUUGUAACUGGUGGAUCAGGAGUUGUUGGCAAAGCUUUAAUUGAAAAGCUUUUACGUUCCUGUAAUGUGCGUAAAAUAUAUGUUUUACUGCGUCCAAAGAAAAAUGUUUCCAUUGAUGAACGUCUGGAGAAGGUCAAAAAAGCAAUGGUCUUCCGACAACUAAAACUAAAAAAACCAGAUGAAUUAGACAAAAAACUUGUGGCCAUACCUGGUGAUGCUGUACUACCCUUUUUGGGCAUUACACCCGAAUAUCAAAAGGUAUUGAAAAAUGUGUCAAUAGUUUUUCAUUGUGCUGCCACUGUGCGUUUUGAUGAACCCCUAAGAGAUGCUCUUAAACUAAAUGUUGGUGGUACUUUGGAGACACUUAGAUUCGCAGAAAGCCUAAAACAUCUGAAAGUAUUUAUGCAUGUGUCGACAUUCUAUAGUAAUCCGUACUUGGAACGUGUGGAGGAAAAACUUUAUGAUUCACCAAUGGAUUGGAGAUUUUGUUUGAAUUUGCUAGAGAGAAACGAUAUUUCUGAGGAACAAUUAGAUGUGAUUACCAGAAAGCUAAUUGUGGGUUUCCCCAAUACGUAUUGCUUUACCAAAAACUUGGCGGAGUCUUUGGUCAAUGACUACAAAGAUAAGUUGCCGGUGGGAAUCUAUAGACCGUCUAUUGUUUUAUUUGCUAUUGAGGAACCAGAACCAGGAUUUUCUCCUUCUUUAAUGGGUGCUAUGGGUUUAUUUGCUGUAACGGCCGCCGGUAUUUUUAAGACCAUUUAUAUUGGCGAAGAUACUAAACUCGACUUGACGCCGCAGGACUUUGGCAUUAAGUCCUUGUGUUAUUACACCAUCAAAACGGCUCGUUUUUAUGAGAAGAAAAAUAAACCCGAUAAAAUACCAGUGUUUAUUACAUCUUCGUGUACCCAUAGUGAUCUUACAUUUCGUCAGUACAUUCAUCUGGUACAGGAUCAUGGCUUUUGGGCUGAAGCGGCUUUUGAGAAAAACUUUCUUAUACCGGGUUUACACUGCACAAGUAAUCGAUUUGUGUACCUAUUUUUGGUUCUAUUUAAACAUAUUCUGCCCUCACUCUUGGCCGAUUUUGCUUUAAUAUUGAGUGGACGUAAACCAGCGCUCAUGAGUGCACAUCGCAAAUUAUUUAAUACUUUGGAAGUCAUGAAACCAUUUCUUUUUAACACUUAUGAAAGUUCAGGCGUGACGGACGCAGAUGAAAUAUUAACCAAUUUAAAAGGAACGGAAUUUAAUUUGGAUAUUCUACCAGCUUGCAAGAAUUUUUAUAGAAAUGUCGGAUUUUGCCACCACAUGGUUUAUAGUGUAAGAGAACAUUUGUUCAAGGAGGAUCCAAAAACUCUGCCAAGAAGCAGGAAAAUAUUGCAAACCAAAAUUGUUAUAUACAAAGUGAUUAAAAUGCUGGUGGCCUUUUUAGUUUUCGGGAAACUUUUGAAUUAUUUGCGAUAUUUUUACUCUGAGAAACUGUUAGGAAGUGAAAAUUUAACAACAGUUCACUGUGAUAUUGAUUAAAAUUGUGCUCCACAAACUCAAAAUUCUGAACAUAUAUUUAAAGAACUAUAUAACAUUUGAGAAGAUUUGUUUAAUAAUAUAAAAUAUUAUAUAUUAUUCUAUACUUAGCUAGAUAUUUAAGAGGCAUACUAAUAAAUUUAUUAAAAUAUUAAUAUAAA
This is a messenger RNA of Calliphora vicina (urban bluebottle blowfly), 1715 nucleotides long. Its product is annotated as putative fatty acyl-CoA reductase CG8306. The transcript is spliced from 8 exons. Gene Ontology annotation, cellular component: peroxisome. NCBI's taxonomy places the organism in Eukaryota, Metazoa, Arthropoda, Insecta, Diptera, Calliphoridae. Gene Ontology annotation, molecular function: alcohol-forming very long-chain fatty acyl-CoA reductase (NADP+) activity. Gene Ontology annotation, biological process: long-chain fatty-acyl-CoA metabolic process. The coding region runs from base 4 to 1557 and encodes 517 amino acids. The record is from RefSeq and is a predicted model, not a curated record.